UCAGCCCUCUGUCAUAGCACUCUUUGAAUCUUUACUGAACUAUGUCGUUCACAAUCGUCCUAUGAUAUUUGUCUGACGCUUGUCGUGGUAGAUUAACGCAACUCGAGAGUUGCGACCGCAGUGGAGAUGGCCCAGUACGUCUAUCAGCCUUUGAAUGAAAGCAACAGCGAAAUCAGGCUGGUAACGUUGCUACCUUCAUCGGAUCGAGACAGCGAAGUGAUCUGCGACCUCAAAAUUGUUCGACUUACAAAAGAGGACGCCCCACACUACAUAGCACUAUCGUACACCUGGGGUUCCGCAGAAUCGCCUACGAGGCUUCGAGUCUCGUCAGAAGAUGAUCACAGUAUCGACAUUACCAGAAACCUUGCAGAAGCUUUACCGUAUCUUCGCGAUCGUGUUUCACCCAGAACACUAUGGAUCGAUAGCAUUGCUAUCAACCAAAAAGAUCUAGCGGAGAGGAGCCAACAGGUCCAGCGGAUGGCUGAUAUCUACAGUUUAGCAGCGGGAGUGAUUGUUUGGCUGGGCAAAGACGACGCCAGCAGUAAGGUGGCUAUGAAAACGUGCAUGAUCCUUGGUACCAAGGUUGAGGUUGAAUUCAACGGAGAAAAGAAACUGAGAAGCCUGACUGAUGAACUGGAUGAUGCUCAUUGGGUCGACAUGAGACAACCGCUUCCGUACGACUUCGCAACAUGGCAGGCGAUCCUAGAUUUUCUGCGCCGACCGUGGUUCCAUCGCCUCUGGAUUUGGCAGGAAAUAAGUCUAGCCAAAUCGAACGCUGUCAUUAUGUGUGGCACCGACACGAUGCUAUGGAAACGACUCCGCACAUUGCUAGAUUGUAUUGCCUAUAAGCGCUGCCUAAUUCCAUUUGUAGGCGAUGAGACUGAAGACGCAAGUGUGUUCGUGUCGAACGCGUAUAAUCUAGCAAGGGGUAUGGAAGUUUCGCUUUUGGAUCUGCUUGCAUACAUGCGACAUGCUCAAUGUCACGAUCCACGAGACCGGGUAUACGGUAUCUUAGGAUUAUCAUUCAAGAUUGGCACGGGAACAGACCUACGACCCGAUUACAGCAAGCCAAUAGUGGACGUGUACAUGGACCUUAUGAUGGCCUCGAUGCAGAAGUUGAAACGUCUUGACUUGUUGUCCCUAUGCAGAUACGAGGAAACGAGAGGAAACUGGCCAUCCUGGAUACCUUAUCUCAUGGACUUGGAAAAGGGGCGUCGCAUACCCUCGUUUGCGUCUGGGAAGUCAUGCUGUGAGGUAGAACUGCUGGAAAACAGGAUACUGCGGAUGACCGGAAUACGUCUGAGUCAAAUCACCAUGGUAGAUGAGUUUGAUGCGUCUUAUGAAAACGCUGAAUCUGCGAUCCGACGGUGGGCGAAUCGUUUAGAUAUGGCUUCCGAUUACGUCGAUGGCAAAUCUCUUGCCGAAGCAUUGUGUCUUGCCAUCUGUGGAGGUGACCUGGCAGACUACCAUGUGCCAACUCUCAAGUCACAUCCAGGCCUAGCGUCAUCGGUAGCAGUGCUUAAAAACACUGUGCAGCCUGAAUUCAGUACGGCUGUCACGGAUUGGGAUAAGAAGGACUUCUUCCACCACGUGUUCACCAUGUGCAGAGACCGAGCACUCUUUACAACGUCCUCUAAUCACAUCGGUAUAUGCCCUAAAGAUACCCGCAAGGGUGACCAGAUUUGCGUAUUACUUGGAUGUGAUGUCCCAGUAGCCAUACGUUCAGACUCGAAUGGGCAUUACAAGAUAAUCGGAGAUAGCUACGUGCCCGGAUUCAGCAGCAAUGAAGGGUUCGUAGGACCUCUACCUAAAGGUUAUAGAGAGGUGCAACACUAUAACGCUCAAUCAGGGAUGGACUAUUGGGUCUACCUGGAUUUGGAGACUGGGAAGAUUCAGGUCGGAGAUCCAAGGCUGGGUGAUGAGCUACCUUCAGGUUGGCAGCGAGUCACUGAUAUUGAAGGGCAAUUCUGGGAAGAAUACGUCCAUGAUGGCGCGUCGAGUACGCGGACAUAUCUUGAUCCUAGGUUGACGAAGCCGGAGCUACUUAAGCGCGGAGUACCGCUAGAAGAUAUUGAGUUUUCGUAGGCGACGAAUUUCAGGAAUGUUGAACAAGUGAGUUCCUAGCGCUCGAGGCUGUUACGAAUCCCCACAAUCUGUGUUGUGAAAAUACAGAUGGUGUGAAGGUAGGGCCCGUGAUGCGAAGCACGUGAAGGAAAGAGUCGCGACAAGCGGGGCUUAUCUGUCAGACUACGCGCUAAGCGAGACCCUGAUCAAAGUGAUCGCGCUCUCCCGCGCUAAUUAUGUGCAGAACAUUUCCCCUCGCUUCUACACCAACAUAUCCACUCGAUCCACCACCAUGCCUAUCUCCAAGAAGGACAGAGUACGUUGAAUACCAAACACUGGCUGCUG
Alternaria alternata is the source of this 2409-nucleotide messenger RNA. RefSeq names its product HET-domain-containing protein. Lineage: Eukaryota; Fungi; Ascomycota; Dothideomycetes; Pleosporales; Pleosporaceae. The record is from RefSeq and is a predicted model, not a curated record. Gene Ontology annotation, molecular function: protein binding. The transcript has a single exon. Bases 127 to 2085 code for a protein of 652 amino acids.